GUUGAAGCUACCGCUUAAACAAUUGUAUUUCUUAACUUGUUCAAUCAACUACUAAAUUUCAGAUUCGUUUUUAAAAUGAAUACCAAAUUCUGUCUGCUGUUUUUGUUUGUUCUUUGCAUUGUUAGUUUUGUGUCGGCGAAGCCACAAGGAGGCUCUGGCUGUGGGCUAAAUGAGGAAUUCACAACCUGCGGCACCGCCUGCCCGCCAAAAUGCAACCAGGGUAGUGGUACGAUCGUUUGCACCCUGCAAUGCAUUGUCGGAUGUCAAUGUAAAACUGGCUAUUUGUUGGAUAAUCAAGGUAGAUGUGUCGAACAAAGGAAUUGUUGAGUGACAAACAAUUAUAAAUUAACUUAAGCAAGUGUUUUGUGAAAAAGGAAGCGAAUGAAAUGUUAUUGUUUGGAACUAUCGGCUACUGAAUUGUAUUAUAGUGUUAAAAUUUUUAAAUAAUUGGAAAUAUCUAAAAAUGUGUAGUAUAUAAAUAAAAAAUUAAAUAUAAAAAAAAAUGUUCUUCAAUCAUUUUAUGGCAAACAGCUCGGAUAGAGUCUGACUAAAACUGAGGGUGGAGGUGGAAAUGGAACUAUUCAAAAUAAUUUUUCAUAACUUUAAGGGUCUUCAGUAGAUAUAUGUAAAUUCUGUGGCAGAAAAGUGGAGGCAUAUUCAAUAAAAACAUAUGGUUAAAAUGUU
Messenger RNA from Bactrocera neohumeralis, 684 nucleotides. RefSeq names its product chymotrypsin inhibitor-like. The coding region runs from base 76 to 327 and encodes 83 amino acids. The transcript is spliced from 2 exons. NCBI's taxonomy places the organism in Eukaryota, Metazoa, Arthropoda, Insecta, Diptera, Tephritidae. The record is from RefSeq and is a predicted model, not a curated record.